GUUAGGAACUCCCUGCUAAGUAGAUCGCGAAAACAUGCUGAGGAGUAUUGCUUUUAUCGGUUUAAUAGCGCUUCUGCAAAGUUGCUGGGCGGAAACGCCGGAAUCGUAUCUUCUGAAAACCCAUAGUCCGCCCUCGGACCUGAAUUUUAUGCCCACCCUGGGCAAUGGCCACGUGGGAUACACGGUCUUCGGAGAUGCGAUCUUCAUGAACGGAGUCUACAACGGAGCCGGCGGAAACAGCAAGCGGGCUCGCAUUCCCAACUGGAUGAAUAUCAGCACGGAAGCUUGUGAUCGCUUCGGUUGUGCCACUGGCAGCGAUGUGGUAAAUGGAACCAGCUACGAGAUGGAUCUCCGAGAUGGCUGCUUCCGCGUUCUCACAACGUACAGAAGUCUAGGGAUUUCCGUGGAACAGAGAACCUAUCCGCACAAGUUCUACAAUCGUGCGCUGGUCUAUGAAGUGGUGGCUAAUAGACUUGCCAACCGAAACUCAAGGAUUAACUCUCCGAAGUACCUGAGGCUCACCCAGUUCGCCGGUAACUCCAGUGAUGCUUUUGACUUCGUCGUUGUCAACAAUGGCAGUUCAUCCAGCGGGGAUUACCGCACACUGCGAGGACGAACAAAGGUGGUCGAGAACGAGAAGUUCCAACCAGAUCCUCAGGAGAUCUUUGUUCUAUUCAGUGAAUCCUUGGAGCAACCCCUCGAACUGCAGUGGCCCACCUGGCAGGAUCAAUUGAGCCAUAGAGUUAUCCUUACCAUAGACAGAGAUGAAAGUGUAGCACGAAAGGAACUGCAGGAUGUGCUUCAGCUGAGCUCCAGAAAUCUUCUCCAGAAUCACACCCAGGCGUGGAACAGUUUUUGGGACAAUGAAUUUUCCAUUGAAAUCAAGGGUGAUGCUCUGGAACUGUCGCAGAUUGUGAAUGCUGGUAUAUUCUAUAUCGUAAGUUCGCUUCCGUCACUCAAAAGCAACCAGAAAAACGAACCCUUCUUUGGACUAAGUCCUACUGGCUUGGGGCGUGGUGAUCUGGAGUCGGAUUACCAGGGGCACAACUUCUGGGACACGGAGAUCUGGAUGCUGCCCGUAGUCACUCUAUUCGGCUUGGAUUAUGCAAAGGAGCUGCUGGGCUAUCGCAGCAGAAAGCUGGAGGCGGCUAAGUACCAUGCCAAUGCCACUGGUUACAAGGGAGCUAGAUUUCCCUGGGAGAGUGCGUACACUGGAGCAGAGGUCACCAAUCCCUGUUGUCCCGAGGUGGCCGAGCAGGAGAUUCAUAUAUCCCCCGAUAUAUCCUUUGCCCUGCAGAGAUUUUUCGCCCAAUCAAACGAUAGCGAGUGGACCUGUGAGACGGCAUGGCCCAUAACCGCUGAAGUGGCCGAUUUCCUGGUGAGCCGGGCCACCUGCGAUGAUUCCUCAAGCACAUGCCACUUGCUGAACGUAAUGGGGCCCGAUGAGGAUCAUCCGAAUGUUAACGAUAAUGUGUACACCAAUGCGGUGGCAAAAAUAGCACUGAAUUUCGCCGAGUGGUUGGCCAAACAUUGUGGUAAUGCCAGCACCGAGCGCACUGAAAAAUGGCGCGUAGUCAGCGAUGGUUUGGUGAUUCUACACGAUGAGGGCCUAAACUAUCAUCCCGAGUAUGAGGGCUAUGUGCGGAACACUAUUAUCAAGCAGGCAGACGCCAUUCUACUCGGAUAUCCUUUGAACUUCGAUACAAGCUCCGCACACAUUAAUGAUCUUCGGUUUUACGCAAACGUGACCCGUGAAUCAGGUCCUGCAAUGACGUGGUCCAUGUUCGCAGCCAAUUAUAUCCGAAACUACCAGCUUACCCUGGCGAAUGAGUAUUUCGAGCGUGGCUACAGGAGCUACGUUCGACCCGAGUUUAAGGUGUGGAGUGAAACCCCCAUGGGUUACGAUGGGUCGGCGAACUUCCUCACCGGCAUUGGUGGUUUCCUGCAAGCUCUGAUCUUCGGCUACGGUGGCGUGGAUUUCGGGCGAACUGGCGACGACCAGUUUUUGAUGAUUUUGGGUGUAUCUCUGACGCCGCCAAAUGUUGAGGAAGUCUUUAUCAACUCUAUUCCAUACGGGAAAGCAAAGUGUACCCUUAGAUUCAAAAGCAGGUCCUCUGAAAUUGGGUGUUAUGACAGGAUUGGUAAGGGCUUUCAGAUGGCUCAAGGCCCGAAGAGGACAAUUCUUGGCAGAUCCUUUAACUUGACCCGUCGGAAUGAAGAUCCUCCCAUCGAGAUCAGCCUUUUAAGAUGAAUCCAAAGUGUAUUUGAAUAAAUAUGAAGAGAAUUACAU
This is a messenger RNA of Drosophila erecta, 2290 nucleotides long. Its product is annotated as protein-glucosylgalactosylhydroxylysine glucosidase. The transcript is spliced from 6 exons. Bases 35 to 2251 code for a protein of 738 amino acids. NCBI's taxonomy places the organism in Eukaryota, Metazoa, Arthropoda, Insecta, Diptera, Drosophilidae. The record is from RefSeq and is a predicted model, not a curated record. Gene Ontology annotation, biological process: carbohydrate metabolic process. Gene Ontology annotation, molecular function: catalytic activity.